Messenger RNA from Bradysia coprophila, 1489 nucleotides. RefSeq names its product peroxisomal biogenesis factor 7 (gene Pex7). NCBI's taxonomy places the organism in Eukaryota, Metazoa, Arthropoda, Insecta, Diptera, Sciaridae. Gene Ontology annotation, biological process: protein import into peroxisome matrix. The record is from RefSeq and is a predicted model, not a curated record. Gene Ontology annotation, molecular function: protein binding. Gene Ontology annotation, cellular component: peroxisomal matrix; cytosol.
AAAAACAUUGUAACCUACUGAAACGAUUGUUGGUAGUACGGGAAAGUACGGCAAGACGUCAACAUUUAUCAUGCCAGAAAGACAUGGGUACGGGGUCAAAUUCUCCGUAAAUAAUCCUAAUCUUUUGAUUGUCGCUACGAGUCAACAAUUUGGUCGAAAAGGAAGUGGAACUUUGUUCCUGCUAAAACAAUUGCCAAACAACGAAAUAAUCUGCUUACAAAGCUAUGAAUGGGCUGAUGCUUUGUUUGAUGCUGAUUGGUGUAACGGUGAACUAAUAUGUACGGCAUCUGGUGAUGGUAGUAUUCAAUUGUGGAAUAGCAGCGACGCCUCGUCGACCACUCCAGCGAUGUGCUAUAAGGAACACUCUGAAGAAGUCUACUCCGUAGACUGUAAGAAAAACGACGUCGGAAGGAUAAUUAGCUCGAGUUGGGAUUGUACUGUCAAGCUAUGGGACAUUUUGUAUUCCAAAACUUUGAGUACCUACAGCGAUCAUUCGCAGCUAGUGUAUCAGUCAAAGUUUUCACCCAACCACAGAGAUGUAUUUGCUAGCGUGAGUGGCGAUGGAUGCUUAAAAUUUUGGAAUACCAACUGUUCCACUGCUAUGAUAACUGUACAAACAAACAGUCCAGAGGUUCUGACAUGCGACUGGAAUCCGACCAAUCCUAACGUCGUUGCAACCGGUGGCUCAGAAGGACUGUUGAAACUCUGGGACAUUCGACAUUAUUCAGUGCCACUUUUACAGGUUUUUUCAGGUUGCACAGCAAUACGCAAAAUUCGGUAUUCGCCACAUAACAGCGAUCUGCUGGCGUCGGUAAGCUAUGAUGGUAUGACAAGAAUUUGGAACUUAAGUCAACCACUCGAUCCGGCUGAAAGUAUUCAAAAUCAUACCGACAGUGCGUUCGGCUUGGAUUGGAAUCCGUUCCGAAAUAAUCAGUUGGUUGAUUGUGGAUGGGAUUCGUUUGUAGAAGUGUUUUCGUCGAAAGUUGCAGGAAUUUCUAAUUGAGAACUAUUGCUACGGAUUGGAAUAACGCCACAGUACUGCGAGGUAAGGAUGUCUGAGAAGGUCAACACAUCGUGUGAUGCGGUCAGGUAUGAUUUGUGAAAUUUCUAACUUUUGCAAUUAUCAAUUAUGACGCAAGCGGUGUGCUGGAAUCGGUGUCAUCAAUGUAUGAUUUUCACAAACAGUGAAACAGAUGCUUAUAAAGGUGGCAACUGUGCGAAAGACCAUUUUUCAUCAUAUAUUUCCUUACAUUAAUCGAGCGGGAACAUACGAAGCCUAUGGCUCUACCAUGUCUCUUCCUCUUGUACGAAUAUAAAGUAUUCUCAUCAAAGCAUGUUAUUGUUCAAAAACCCACAUUUCUCAUCAUAUUAAUCUUAUGUGCUGACUACUGACCCCAUAAUACUGCAAGCAAAUGACAUACACGAAGGGUUAUUGUAAAAUUCAACCAGUUGAACCAUUUGCAUGUAUACAUAAGCGCCCGAAUAAUAU